CGACACCGACCGCAGCGGCUACAUCGAAGCCAACGAGCUCAAGGGCUUCUUGUCGGACCUGCUGAAGAAGGCGAACCGGCCCUACGACGAGCCCAAGCUGCAGGAGUACACGCAGACCAUCCUGCGGAUGUUCGACAUGAACGGCGACGGGAAGCUGGGCCUCUCCGAGAUGUCCCGACUUUUGCCUGUGCAGGAAAACUUCCUUCUGAAGUUUCAGGGGAUGAAGCUGUCCUCGGAGGAGUUCAAUGCCAUCUUCGCUUUCUAUGACAAGGACGGAAGCGGCUUCAUCGACGAGAACGAGCUGGACGCGCUUUUGAAAGACCUCUACGAGAAGAAUAAGAAAGAGAUGAACAUCCAGCAGCUCACCAACUACAGGAAGAGCAUCAUGAACCUGUCCCACGGGGGCAAACUCUACCGCAAGGAGCUGGAGAUCGUGCUCUGCAACGAGCCCCCCAUGUAGGGACACCCCACCCCGCCCUGCGCUCUUCUUCCUCCCCAAAAACCAGCACAAUGGGGGAGCACCCAGCGC
Molecule: messenger RNA, 529 nt
Organism: Mesitornis unicolor (brown roatelo)
Lineage: Eukaryota; Metazoa; Chordata; Aves; Mesitornithiformes; Mesitornithidae
Product: calretinin
Exons: 7
Coding region: 128-460 (110 amino acids)
Biological process (GO): regulation of long-term synaptic potentiation; regulation of presynaptic cytosolic calcium ion concentration
Cellular component (GO): terminal bouton; nucleus; dendrite
Molecular function (GO): calcium ion binding
Source: RefSeq, a predicted model, not a curated record